Messenger RNA from Pieris macdunnoughi, 363 nucleotides. The record is from the annotation of a GenBank genome assembly. Lineage: Eukaryota; Metazoa; Arthropoda; Insecta; Lepidoptera; Pieridae.
AUGGCCGAUGCUUCGAGAAAGGAGUGUCGAUUACAUAGCACUAUGGAUGCCACAAGGGAUACCCAGGAGGUGAUUCGUCAUCGUUUGGCCUAUAUCGCGAGGCCUCCGUCGCGUAGGCCCGAAGGUUGCAUGUUCACCUGGCGUGGCCAAUAUCCGUCCGCGCGAUUGUUCCGCGGAAAUCGCGAUUCCGCCGCGUCGCGUUGUCGUGUUUCUAAGUAUGUCGAUUGGGUUGCAGCGGCGGGGUUGGCGUUCGCGUCUCGCCGUGUUACGCCGCUGCACGAGCCCUGGGGCUUUGCCCCUCCGCGUCAAGCCGCGCACGCGUUUGGAGCCCUAGCUCCAGUUAGAAAAGUCGGAGUACCCUAG